Molecule: messenger RNA, 1839 nt
Organism: Sporothrix brasiliensis 5110
Lineage: Eukaryota; Fungi; Ascomycota; Sordariomycetes; Ophiostomatales; Ophiostomataceae
Exons: 4
Coding region: 1-1839 (612 amino acids)
Source: RefSeq, a predicted model, not a curated record
AUGCUGGGACCGGAUCUAAUACUUGACCGCUGGCAGGAACUAGACCUGAUGACGACCGACGACUAUCCGGAUGCAGAUGCCUCGACAUCGAGCAUACGUAUAGCCGUGGCAGAUGCACAGAUAAGGGAUCACAGCGAGGGGGACAGUGUCCUACCAACACUAAUUGAUCUGGGCCACGUGCCUGCUCUUGGUGGCUCCUUCCCUCAAACUGAAUUUCCCACGCAGCACUUCGAUAAAACCAACCGCGAAGGGCUUGGAGGACAUAGUGACAGCAAUAAUGGCAACGUGUUUCUGAUAGACCUCGACCACGCAGCUAUCAUACAGCAUGAUGUGCUCAGAAGUGCAUUUCAGUUGUUAUAUGCACGCUACAACUACCCGGAUGGGCUACUGACCGGCGGCAGCACAAACGACCCCAGCCCGGCCAAAAUGAAUGACUUUUAUGCAUGGCUGCGCAUUCUGACAUGGACUGCUCCAGGCAAUUAUAGACAUAACGGAAGUAGCAGUGCCGACGGUCAUGGAAAGAUCAGGAGCCGAAACGGGAGCCAAAGUGGCACAAGCAGUGGCAAUUCGCUGCAUGGGACCAACUUGUCCCAAGUAUCUGACCGGAUUGCCGACUUAGGACAUAAACCAGCGGAAGUGACGUGUGCCGAUAAUGAUGCUGACCAAAUAUAUGCGAAACUUUUAUCUCGGUUCAAGUCCUGCUUCGACGGCAAUAAAGAUCUUUCGAGUCCUUGGACGCGCACUUAUGCGCCUUAUUGUCUACAAACUCCUCUUCUGGCCCAGGUGGCCAUAUACACGUCGUCCUGUUUCCUGCAUGAGACUGGUCACCUCGACAAGGCGGUUACCCUGACACACAAGGGUCGUGCCAUUGACAUGCUCAACGCACAGCUUCAAGGAAGAAGUUCUAAUAGAGGCAACGGCGGGCCCGCGUCUACAUCCACCUCUGAUGAUGCCAUCACCACUGUCAUCCACCGGAUCAUGGCUGAGUGGUACUGGGGUCAAACACAAAAUUUAAACAUACACCUGCGUUGCCUCUGUGAAAUGAUUCGCCAUCGUGGCGGCUUUCGGAACCUAGGAAUGAACGGCUUGAUCAGCAAGCUAACUAUGGCGGUCAUGCAUCUGUCCGCCAUCCACGGUAAUGACCAGGCUGUGGCUCUUGUGCUGGAAACAGGCCCAGUACUUAAUGGUAGCCACGGGACCAGCCAAGGUCUCUUUGACUACGAAGAUGUCUCACCGGCACCAUUCCGCGUUUCUCAAAAUACUCCUUUAGUUCCAGGACAGCCAUCUUUUGCACAAUGUGCCGAGGCGUUAGACAUUCACCCAACGACCGCAUCUAUACUCGACGACAUGCGGUUCUUAAUUACUGCGGUGUUGGCUCUUCCUGCACGCCCAACGAUAAAGGAUUUGCAAAAGGUGCAGACAACGGCACAGUGGAUUCAUGACCGCAUCCAUCGUAUGCCGGCGGAUUCACCGGAACUCCUUCAAAUCCACCGAGAGGGUGAUAGUCUCGCCGCCGAGGCGCAAUGUAUAGCUGACGAUCGUCCGUCCAUUGUCUUGUCCGACGCAGAGCCACACCAUCAAGAGAGCAUACAUUUCACUGCCCAAUCGCCAUCUUAUUUUGACCAAGAUCUUCAGCAGCAGCAUACGUCGUCUGCAUCGCCUGGAUCGUUGACAGGGCAUCGAGGGCGUGGUGGCAGUCCGUACCAGGAACAGCCGACACCAACGCCACAAGUCUUGGCUGGCGGCAGUCUACUAUCCAUGCGACGGCAGCCCCUGCAACUACCGCUGCAUCUUCACAAAGCCACCCGCUUCCUGCACCAGAUCCACUCUACCAAGUAG